Molecule: messenger RNA, 911 nt
Organism: Mus pahari (shrew mouse)
Lineage: Eukaryota; Metazoa; Chordata; Mammalia; Rodentia; Muridae
Gene: Lsm10
Product: LSM10, U7 small nuclear RNA associated
Exons: 2
Coding region: 186-554 (122 amino acids)
Biological process (GO): mRNA 3'-end processing by stem-loop binding and cleavage
Cellular component (GO): cytoplasmic U snRNP body; nuclear body
Molecular function (GO): U7 snRNA binding; histone pre-mRNA DCP binding
Source: RefSeq, a predicted model, not a curated record
UAGACACGGGCGGGUUUUGGAGGCGUAGCGCGCAGAAGGCGGAAGGCAUCACGCGGUGGGUAGGGCAGUCAAGUGUGGGGACUAGGGCGCGCUGGGACCCGGGCGUCCUCUUCCCCUGGCAUACUGGCUGCGGACUCUUCUUCCCAAACCCCUUACGCGCGUGAGCAGCCAACCAAUGUGGAACAAUGGCACUGAGCCACUCGGUGAAGGAGCGAACUAUCUCUGAGAACAGCCUGAUCAUCCUGUUGCAGGGCCUCCAAGGCCAAAUAACCACCGUGGACCUUCGGGAUGAGAGUGUGGCCCGAGGACGAAUUGACAACGUGGAUGCUUUCAUGAAUAUCCGCCUGGCCAACGUCACCUAUACCGACCGCUGGGGACAUCAGGUUGAGUUGGAUGACCUUUUUGUGACAGGUCGCAAUGUCCGAUACGUCCAUAUCCCAGAUGGUGUGGACAUCACUGCUACUAUUGAGCAGCAGCUGCAGAUUAUCCACCGUGUGCGCAACUUCGGUGGCAAGGGUCAAGGUCGUCGAGAGUUCCCCUCCAAAAGGCCAUGAGACUGUGUCCUCAUUAAAGUUCCAGCACCACCUCAGGGACCUCCAGUGUUCUGAGCUAACUCCCUGCCAUCCUUUCCCACCAGAUACAGACAUGUCACAGCUGCCUUUCAUAGGGUUCCACUUUUCAGACACACCCUGGGACCCAGAAUUCCUUCUGCUGGUGGCCUUGGGGUAGGUGACAAUCCCUCUUUUUGAUCAUUUGUAUCUGGAAUCUCCAUUCACUGAUUGACCCCGUCCAUCAAGAAGUCGUAAACUCUGGCAGUGAGCAUUACUGAGAGUGCUUGGAGUGAGUCACCUCUAACGUCCCAUUUCUUUUGGCAUUUGUUUCUUUUCUCAUAAAACCAAACUCGGAUACAC